Arabis nemorensis is the source of this 1575-nucleotide messenger RNA. The record is from the annotation of a GenBank genome assembly. Lineage: Eukaryota; Viridiplantae; Streptophyta; Magnoliopsida; Brassicales; Brassicaceae.
AUGGUCUUCUCUCGCUUCUUCCGCUUCGUCGUGAAACUACCCGGAAGACAAAUAUCUCGUCGUGUCUACUGGAGAGUAUGUUCUGUCGGAGAACAGAGCUUGGGUCUCGAAUCGAUUCCAUGGAUUCAAAAAGCUUCAAAUUUGACUGUUUACGGAUCAUUACACAGUGGUUCUGUUGAAACCCAAGUUUCCUCUGCUUCUGCUCUUGAUGAUGAAGAGGACAGAGUUUCGCAAGACGCAGAGAGAAUCUGCAAGAUCCUGUCCAAAUUUACGGAUUCAAGCCUCGAAAAUCUUCUCAACGAAGCUUCGAUUAAACUUUCACCAGAACUAAUCGAGGAAGUACUGAAGAAGCUAAGCAACGCAGGUGUUUUGGCUUUGUCUGUUUUCAAAUGGGCAGAGAAUCAAAAGGGUUUCAAGCACAACACUGCGAGUUACAAUGCAUUGAUCGAAUCAUUAGGUAAGAUCAAGCAAUUCAAACUUGUUUGGAGUUUAGUAGAAGACAUGAAACGGAAGAAGCUUUUGAGCAAAGACACGUUCGCUCUCAUCUCUAGACGAUACGCUCGAGCAAGGAAGGUUAAGGAAGCUAUAACUGCGUUUCAUAAGAUGGAAGAGUAUGGGUUUAAGAUGGAACCUAGUGAUUUCAAUCGAAUGCUUGAUACGUUGAGCAAAUCUAGGAAUGUUGGGGAUGCACAGAAGGUGUUCGACAAAAUGAAGAAGAAAAGGUUCGAGCCUGAUAUUAAGUCGUAUACUAUUUUACUUGAAGGUUGGGGUCAGGAGUUGAAUCUUUUGAGAGUAAAUGAGGUUUAUGGAGAGAUGAAAGAUGAAGGAUUCGAGCCUGAUGUAGUCACUUACGGUAUCAUUAUCAAUGCACAUUGCAAGGCGAAAAAGUAUGAUGAAGCUAUUAGAUUGUUUAAUGAAAUGGAACAGAGGAAUUGCAAGCCAAGUCCUCACAUUUUCUGUAGUUUGAUCAAUGGACUUGGCUCCGAGAAGAAACUGAGCCAAGCCCUUGAGUUCUUCGAGAGAUCAAAGAGUUCCGGGUUUCCUCUUGAAGCUCCCACUUACAAUGCACUAGUCGGAGCUUAUUGCUGGUCACAGCGAAUGGAAGACGUGUUCAAGGUCGUGGAAGAGAUGAGAUCGAAAGGGAUCGGGCCAAAUGCUAGAACUUAUGAUAUAAUCCUUCAUCAUUUGAUCCGAAUGCAGCGGACAAAAGAAGCCUAUGAAGUUUAUCAGAAGAUGAGUUGUGAACCGACGGUGAGUACUUACGAGAUCAUGGUGAGAAUGUUCUGUAACAAUGAGAGAUUGGAUAUGGCGAUCAAAAUUUGGGAUGAGAUGAAAGGAAAAGGUGUUCUUCCAGGGAUGCACAUGUUCUCAAGUUUGAUCACAGCUCUGUGCCAUGAGAACAAAUUAGACGAGGCUUGUGAUUAUUUCAAUGAGAUGUUGGAUGUGGGUAUCAAGGCACCGGGACAAAUGUUUAGCUGUCUUAAACAAGCGCUUCUCGAUGAAGGCCGGAAAGAUAAAGUCGCGGAUUUGGCUGUGAAGAUGGAUAGGCUGAGGAAAACACAACUCGUUGGCUAA